This is a messenger RNA of Globicephala melas (long-finned pilot whale), 1012 nucleotides long. The record is from RefSeq and is a predicted model, not a curated record. NCBI's taxonomy places the organism in Eukaryota, Metazoa, Chordata, Mammalia, Artiodactyla, Delphinidae.
ACCAGCCCCGCAUCCGCCGCCGCCGCCGCCGCCACCGCCAUGGGAGUGCAGGUGGAGACCAUCUCCCCCGGAGACGGGCGCACCUUCCCGAAGCGCGGCCAGACCUGCGUGGUACAAUACACCGGGAUGCUUGAAGAUGGAAAGAAAUUCGAUUCCUCCCGGGACAGAAACAAGCCCUUUAAGUUUGUGCUGGGUAAGCAGGAGGUGAUCCGAGGCUGGGAAGAAGGGGUUGCCCAGAUGAGCGUGGGUCAGAGAGCCACUAUCUCCCCAGACUAUGCCUAUGGCGCCACUGGGCACCCAGGCAUCAUCCCACCAAAUGCCACUCUCGUCUUUGAUGUGGAGCUUCUAAAACUGGAAUGACAGGAAUGGCCUCCUCCCUGAUCUCCUCAUUCUUGGAUGUGCCAUGGAAGGAUCUGGCGCCUCCAGGUGCGCACAGCGAGUCCGUAGGGAGCUUUUCCCGAUGUUCCACUACACUCUUCGUAAAAACAUCUUCCCUGACUGAAUGUGUUCUGUCACCGGCUUUGCUCUUCCCCUUUCUCCUCGUGUGUGUGUUGACCUGAACUAUAUGCCAUAAACCUCAAGUUACCCAUUUUAGUUUGUUUUCGUUUUGGGGUGAAGAUUGAGUUUCAGUCCUUUGGAUCUAGGUUUCCAGUUAAGUACUAGUCAAGUAUUAACAGCACAAAUAAUGGGUUAACUUUAGAAUAGGAAUUGGUGUUGGGGGGAGUGCAAGAAUCUUUAUUUUAUCUUAUUUUUGGAUGAAAGUUUUAUCUAUUAUAUAUUAAACAUUCUUGCUGCUGCGCUGCAAAGCCAUAGCAGAUUUAAGGCGCUUUUGAGGGCCGAAUUAUUCUCCAAGUUGAGAGAUGUCCUCGGGUUGAAUUAAAAGCCCUACCCAAAACUGAAGUGGGAAGGGGAGAGCCUUUGCCUCCACUGUCCCACCCCCACCCUCCCCUUAACCCUCUUCCUUUUGAAAGCAGAUCAUUUUCACUGAGAUGUUGGACACUACAGGUGUGUG